Molecule: messenger RNA, 2068 nt
Organism: Haliotis rubra (blacklip abalone)
Lineage: Eukaryota; Metazoa; Mollusca; Gastropoda; Lepetellida; Haliotidae
Product: T-complex protein 1 subunit beta-like
Exons: 15
Coding region: 153-1745 (530 amino acids)
Biological process (GO): protein folding
Cellular component (GO): cytosol; chaperonin-containing T-complex
Molecular function (GO): ATP-dependent protein folding chaperone; ATP hydrolysis activity; ATP binding
Source: RefSeq, a predicted model, not a curated record
AUCUUUCCUAUAGUUAUUCGGCAACGAGAACCAGUUUAUCGGAAAACGAGACCAAACGAGACUUAGAAACCGCAUGUUUUAGCCUGAGCAAGACGAACAUUCGGGAAGAAUUUGUGACCAUUUCUUGAAAAUCGUAGUCUCCAGGUUUCAACAUGCUGUCCCUGAAUCCUGUACAGAUCCUCAGUGCUGGGGCAGAGGAAGAAAAAUCAGAAACAGCUCGUCUGUCUUCAUUUGUUGGAGCCAUUGCUAUUGGUGACCUGGUGAAGAGCACCCUGGGUCCCAAGGGUAUGGACAAGAUCUUACAGGGUUCCAACUCAGUGGAAGUCACAAAUGAUGGAGCGACCAUCCUUAGAAGUAUUGGUGUUGACAACCCAGCAGCCAAGGUUCUUGUAGAUAUUUCCAAGGUUCAGGAUGAUGAGGUUGGAGAUGGAACCACAUCGGUUGUAGUGCUGGCGUGUGAACUGCUCAGGGAAGCUGAAGGGCUGGUCAGUCAGAAGAUCCACCCACAGACUAUCAUUGCUGGCUGGAGGAAGGCUGUGGACGAGGCCAGGGAUGCACUCAAGAAAGUGGCCAGGGAUCAUGGCAAAGAUCCUGCCAAGUUCCGAGCAGACCUGAUGAACAUUGCCAGAACCACACUGAGCUCCAAGAUCCUCACACAACACAAAGACUACUUCUCCAACCUAGCAGUAGAUGCUGUUCUCCGAUUAAAGGGAAGUGGCAAUCUCGAUGCUAUCCAGAUCAUAAAGAAGCUCGGUGGUCAACUCCAAGACUCCUACCUAGAAGAAGGGUUUUUGCUUGACAAGAAAAUAGGUGUAAAUCAGCCAAAGAGAAUUGAGAAUGCCAAGAUCCUGAUUGCAAACACACCUAUGGAUACAGACAAGAUCAAGGUGUUUGGAACAAGAGUGCGUGUUGAUGCUGUGUCAAAGGUGGCAGAUUUGGAGAUAGCAGAGAAGGAGAAGAUGAAGGAGAAAGUCAACAGAAUUGUCAGCUCAGGCUGCAAUGUCUUCAUCAACAGACAACUUAUCUACAACUACCCAGAGCAGUUGUUUGCUGAUGUUGGAGUCAUGGCCAUCGAGCACGCCGACUUCGAGGGUGUAGAGAGACUGGGCCUUGUCACAGGUGGUGAGAUCUUCUCCACAUUUGACAACCCUAACCCUGAAAAGCUUGGUAGAUGUGAUCUUAUUGAGGAAGUCAUGAUUGGUGAAGAUAAGCUCUUGAAGUUCUCAGGCGUGAAGCUGGGUGAGGCAUGUUCCAUCGUACUCCGAGGAGCAACACAACAGAUUCUGGCUGAGGCAGAACGCUCCCUCCAUGAUGCCCUCUGUGUGCUGUCUCAGACUGUGAAGGAAACACGUACAGUGUUUGGAGGAGGAAGCUCCGAGAUGCUGAUGGCUGAUGCAGUGAACAAGCUGGCUGCCAAGACCCCAGGCAAAGAGGCAGUGGCAAUGGAAGCCUUCGCCAAGGCACUCAGGAUGCUGCCCACAACCAUAGCUGAUAAUGCAGGUUACGACAGUGCCGACCUUAUCGCCAAACUGAGAGCAGUCCAUACAGAAGGGAAGCACACAUACGGCCUCAAUAUGGACCAAGGUAAAAUUGAUGACAUGGAGAAGAACGGAAUCACCGAGUCGUUCCAGGUGAAGCGGCAGGUGUUGUUGAGUGCAGCUGAAGCUGCUGAGAUGAUUCUACGAGUAGACAACAUCAUCAAGGCUGCUCCCAGGAGGCGGGACCCAGAUGACCGGUGUCAUUAACUGACGUGGAUAUUAUCACAUCUGUGACAUUAUUUCACUGUGUCUCUCAUGUCUCAUUGUUAUGAGCUUCAUGGUGAAUGGGCUAAGAGUGGAUACUGAAGAAUCAGAAUUAACACUUCAGUGCUGCACCAGUGUCAAAACUGGAUCGUCUCUAUGAGGAAACGACACUGUGAUACACCUGUUCACCUGAGAUGGACACCACUACCUAGAAGCCCAGAUUGUAUGGAAAGUGCUAUUUGUCUGCUUUAUCAUGUGCUAUAUAAAUUAUGAUCUGUCAUCAGUUUUCAUAUUCUGUGUAAUAAACGAAAUACACCUAUAACAAA